Sphaerodactylus townsendi is the source of this 4008-nucleotide messenger RNA. It is a transcript of the gene MARVELD1, whose product is annotated as MARVEL domain containing 1. Gene Ontology annotation, cellular component: membrane. The coding region runs from base 254 to 781 and encodes 175 amino acids. The transcript has 2 exons. Gene Ontology annotation, molecular function: structural constituent of myelin sheath. Gene Ontology annotation, biological process: myelination. Lineage: Eukaryota; Metazoa; Chordata; Lepidosauria; Squamata; Sphaerodactylidae. The record is from RefSeq and is a predicted model, not a curated record.
CGUGGAAGAGGGAUGGAACCAGUUAUUAGCUAAAAGAGGGAGAGAGAGAAUGAGAGAGCCACCCAGAACAGAGGAGGGGCCUGGGGGACAGGGAGGGAAUGAGGCGGGAAGCUGAGAGGCCCCAGUAUAGGAAAGACCGUUACGCUGCAGAUGUUUGGCAGCUACUGGCAAAGGAAGUGUCUGAGAAGGAGGGAGUGAGACUGCUGGGCUGCUGAAAGGAUUGGAGGCCUGACUUGUGCUCUCUGUAGACAGUAUGCCUCUUCCACCACCCCCUUCCUCUCCUCCACCACCUUAUCCACACUCCAGAGAACCUUUGAGCCUGAAUUGGCCUUUCCUGCGAAGUCUGUUGGGAGUUUUGCGCAUAUCGCAGCUGGUGGCUGGUGCUGUUUGCUGGAUUACUUUAGCAGCACACAAGUAUGAAGGGGCAACUUACUUUGCUGUCUUUGCUGCAGUCCUUGUGUGGCUGCUCACCUUGGCAAUCUUUGGGCUGAGCUUAUUGGGCCGCUGGGCUUUAGUGCCAGGGCUGGGGAAGCGCUGGCUCAUCACAAACAUAGUGCACGAUCUGCUGUUCGGGGUCAUUCUCUUCUCUGCUGCCUCAGGCAUCAUGGUCCAUAAAGCGCAGGAUGCCAGCUACUGCAACCUGAGUGCCUACCAGUUUCCAUGCAAUUACAGUGCCUACCUGAGUGCUGCCGUCUUUGCAGGCAUUUCUGCCAUCUUUUACCUGCUUUCAGGACUCUACUGUCUGGUACGCCGUUCCCGGGGGCACCAUGACAUCAUCUGAGAGAUACAAGAAGAUAGAUCAGUAGAUAUGGAUAGACACUCUUCUUCAAACAGAUGGACAAGCCUCAUUCACAUAUCAUCCUCACAGUCAGAUUGAUCCUAGCUCCUGACAUGCCAAGUUGUCUUCCUGAUGGAGAGAGAAGACAUCAAUAGACUUUCCUUGAUGGCAAGACAAGAAUCAAUAGAUUUUCCCUACUGAGAAUCUGGCACCUUAACCAGCAAAUGGAUGUAGACUUUUGUGACGCUGAACUGGUAUGUCCUUUAGAUGAAACCUGGGAGACAGAUUGUGAGUCCUUCUUCUUUCUCUUCCUUCUUCAUGUGGCAAGAGGGUCUUUCUGGGUUUGGGAGGACAUUGUAUGGCCUGGCUUGUGAUGAGAGUGAGUGCCACAGGGAGUCCUGGAAACUCAUGAUCAACAUGAAUUUUAGUUUUUACAAGAGCAAUUUUACCUCAGUAUAUAGUCCUUGCCAAGGCGUGUAUACUUAUGCCUUUCAUAUAAGAUCCCACUUUCAUAUGGAAAUUAAUUCAGUGGAUUAAUUGAACAAUUGAAUAAUAAUCUGGUUUUGUCCUCUGAUUAUUAUUUUAUAGCAAAAUAGAAUUUAGAUAUCACCCUCAAAAGCUUCUAUGACAAGUUUUGUUUGCCCUGUGCCGUUUUGGUUCUGUUUUUAUUCAUAUAUUUAUAAGUAAUGGCUUUUCGAAUAACUUCAGUAUUUUGGGCAGGAUCUCGGUGUAUGUACUGUAGCCAUUCUACUAUAGCAUCACACUUUCCAGAGUUUGUACUCUCUAACAUGUCAUUGUAACCCACCUGCCUCUUAGAUAUGAGAAAAAUGCAUUUUCUGUACAUUCAGACAUGUCUUCUUUUUAUUAUUAUCAUUAUAUCAUACUUCCCAAAGAUGACACCAGAAAGAGGUUCUUGGGCUGAGUGCUGGUAAACAUUCCCUCAAAUUAAGCUCUCCUUCUGAUCUUGGACCAUAACUGUUGUUUUCAUUUUUCCCUGGACCAGUUCAUACAUCAUUUCCACAAAACCUCAGGGGCCAUUGCUUCAUGGAAAAGGAAGCCAACUCACAGGCUAAUCAGUCAUGUAUAAUAGGGAACAUUUGGAGUCUUCUGCUAAAUGUUGGGGGAGGGGGUUGAUAGUGGGGCCAUGCAGGAAAAAGGCCCCCUGUGGCAGGGAAGGAAGUGCUGGUCAUCAGUUGAGGCAAGGAUUAAAUGAAGACCAGGACUCCCCCUCUGCCCAACAAGCUGGCUGAGAUAACGUCUCUAUUGGAGAGGGGAUUGAGACCUGAUUAAUCCUUGACUCCUGAAACUACAAAGAUUAGAUUCCCAUAAAAAGACCCCUUUCUAAUGAGGUAGAAUCACAUUCCAGAUUUGAGUACUAGUGCAGUUGUAGGAGUUAAAUGUUGGUCCUGGAUCUGGUUUGAAUCCCCAAUCUGUCAUGGAAAUUUGAUGGGAGGCCCUGGGCCAGUCAUACACUAUUAGCCUAACUUAAGAGUUGUUGUGAGCAUCAAAUGGAAGUGAGGAGAACAUAUAAACCUCCUUGAGUCCAUUUUGGGGAGAAAGGCAGGUAAUAAAUGAAAUAGAUAAAUUCAGGCUGGGCUCUCAGAGUAAAACUGGUUGUUGCAGCACUCUGUGCCAGGACUGUGCAUUGUUCCACUCGCCUUAUAAACUGGAGAAGCCUGUUCAGUGGAUUUCGCAUCCAGCACUGAGAUAAUGCCCUGCUCAAGUAGACAACACAUGGGAUUUGUGCUCCUACACAUGAAAAGGUAACUUUGAGCAAAAACAUGCAAGCAGGAACAUACAGUUGGAGAGACUCGGAGGGAAAUAUGAUUACUCUAAGCUCUACAAGCUGCCAUUUGGUUCAAAGGAAUAAUAGCAACUAGUAAAAGUUACAUCUUAUGGAAGCCCUCUAAUAUGAUUUGUAUCCAUACUGGGUGAAUUUCAAGAGCCUAGCAGAAAGAUCAAUUCCACUGCUGUCUGGAACUUUAUUUCUGCAUCAUGUGAGAGUAUCUGGAUUUAUUUGUGUGUGAAACCAUAACACCAACAGCCCCAGAGUCUGCAUGUUUCUGGACUGGCAUACAUUGGACUUCAGCACUGCAUGUCCCUGAUGGAGGAGAUGCCUGAGAAAGAUUGAAGUGCCGAGUAAUGGAUCUCCACAGACAAACCUCCUGCGGUGUGCCUAAGUCAAAUUUGUGUAGCAGCUGCCUUGUCGGGAUGCUACAGCCACUGUGUCUUGUGUUCAAGUAGCUUUCAAAUGGUGGCAACUGGUAAUUUUUUGUUGGAUUCUCCUUCACCUAAGCAAGAGACCACAUUCCAGCAACCCCACACAAGCUGGUAAAUGUAAUUACUUCAGCAGAGAAACUGGGAACAUCCCCAAGUCCACCUCAUCUGUCUGUCUGCUCAAGAAAUCAAACAGUCCUGCCUUUGGGUAUAACUGGCACUUUUCUGUUCUGCACAUCAAGAAAAAAUAUUGACCUCCAUCAGUUUUCAUCCUUCUUAUGGAGCUCUCUACCAAAGAUAUUUCUUAAUGUGGGGCAAGGAAGAACUGCUGUCUGCCAACUGCUUUGAAUGGAAUCCACCCUUUUCCUUGAUCAUCCCAAGACAGAUCCUGUGGAUGGGGGAAGUGGCUUCGGCAAAGGCCUAUGACCAGAGGAGGCCCUUGCUACCUUGCAGUACCUAAGGUGGUGAGGAAACUGUUGAGUCUUGAACCUCAAACAUGCUGAAUCCAGGACUUCAUCUUCAGGACACCCCAAUCCACCUGCUACUGGAAGCCACUGAGAAGAACAGGGAGAGAGUGCAACUAUGUUCAACUCUCACCACAUUUUUAUUUUUGGGCAGGGAACACAGGGACUUGCAGUUUCCGUGGAACAUGCUUUGUGCCUCAAGGGCAGUGUGGAGUAAAUCUGAGCAAUGGCUGUGACAUCAGUUCAAUUUUUAGUACAUCCUGCUAUAGUGUGCUAAUUUGGGAAAAUAAAUCAGUGUUCUCGUGGUGGGAGGAGAAGCAUUUGUCAUACAAGGCUGGCCAAGAUAUUUGAGAGUGUUCAGUCAAUUCUUACUUUUCAGCAUUUUAGUUUUGAGUCUGAUUCCUGUUGUCAGUUUCUACAUGAAAAUCUAAUCUGAAUAUGGCUGUGUCCCAAAGAUUACAUUCCAGACCUUUGUCCCUAUUUUAUAAAUAAUGUACAUUUUAAUAAAGUUGUGUAUGGAUCAAAAUUUUUGAUCUGUCAAGGACAGAA